Messenger RNA from Linum tenue, 610 nucleotides. NCBI's taxonomy places the organism in Eukaryota, Viridiplantae, Streptophyta, Magnoliopsida, Malpighiales, Linaceae. The record is from the annotation of a GenBank genome assembly.
CUCUGCAACAAAACCGUGGAUGAAGUAUGGUUCCACAUCCAGAGAGAAAUCUUUUCUGGUCCUCAUCACUUGAAUCCCUCCACCAACAACAACAACAACAACGACAAUGACAGUGAUGUGCUUCACCAUGAGGAACAGCAGUACUCUUUGGGAUCAAUGACGCUGGAAGACUUCCUCGUACAAGCCGGAAUCGUCGUUGAAGAAGCUGCACAACCUGAACCAAGCAACAGCGUCACGAAUGUGAGUGGCGACGGGCAGCCGGAGGUUUUGGUGGAGAGAAAGCAGAGGAGGAUGAUCAAGAACAGAGAAUCUGCUGCUAGGUCAAGGGCUAGGAAGCAGGCUUACACAAUGGAGCUGGAAUUUGAGCUGAACUUCCUCAAGCAAGAUAAUACCAGGCUGCAGCAAAUGGUGGAGAUUGAGCAGGCAGCUAGAGAAAAGAUUAUCAAGCUGAUGAGAGGGGCAGCGCGACAGAAAAAGAAGGCCGAUAAGCUAAGGAGCACAGAGUCAGAGAGGAGAACAAGCAACUGAGUUGGUGAAUGGAAUGCUAGUUAAUUAUGCUACUUAAAUAAAUGUCAUGUAUGGGCAAAACUAGUCAUUAAUAACAUCCACA